Molecule: messenger RNA, 3873 nt
Organism: Salarias fasciatus (jewelled blenny)
Lineage: Eukaryota; Metazoa; Chordata; Actinopteri; Blenniiformes; Blenniidae
Gene: ctnna2
Product: catenin (cadherin-associated protein), alpha 2
Exons: 18
Coding region: 294-3011 (905 amino acids)
Biological process (GO): cell-cell adhesion; cell migration
Cellular component (GO): adherens junction; actin cytoskeleton; catenin complex
Molecular function (GO): actin filament binding; structural molecule activity; beta-catenin binding
Source: RefSeq, a predicted model, not a curated record
CUGCCUGCUCUGUUGUUGUGGUCGGGGCGCUGGGAGGGGUCAUUAUUUCGCAGGGAGCGUUAGGAGGAGGAGGCAUUUCCGAGACACCGACAGAAGCGUGUAGCUUUUCGAUUCAGCACCACAAGACUGAGGAAAGCGUCCGGAUUGAGUCGGUUUUCACUCCUCGCCGUGGCUUAACCGAACCAGCGGGGCACCAUCUUUUUUUUUUAUUUGUGGGAGUACUCCGUGAGACCAGCCGCCGUGCACUAUUUGCGGACCUGCAAGAGGUGUCAUCCCCAUCGGUUAAAGAGACCAUGACGACCGCCACCUCCCCUAUCCUGUUGAAAUGGGACCCAAAGAGUCUUGAGAUCCGCACCCUGACUGUGGAGAGGCUUCUGGAGCCCCUGGUCACACAGGUGACAACUCUGGUGAACACCAGCAACAAAGGGCCGUCCAGUAAGAAGAAGGGCCGCUCCAAGAAGGCCCAUGUGCUGGCGGUGUCCGUGGAGCAGGCCACUCAGAACUUCCUGGAAAAGGGAGAGCAGAUUGCCAAAGACAGCCAGGACCUGAAGGAUGAGCUCAUCGCCGCUGUGGAGGACGUCCGUAAGCAAGGAGAGACGAUGCGCAUCGCCUCGUCGGAGUUUGCGGACGAUCCGUGCUCCUCCGUGAAACGUGGCACCAUGGUGAGGGCCGCCCGCGCUCUGCUGUCCGCCGUCACCCGCCUGCUCAUCCUCGCCGACAUGGCCGACGUCAUGAGGCUGCUGGCCCACCUGAAAAUCGUGGAGGAGGCUCUUGAGGGUGUAAAGAAUGCCACCAAUGAGCAGGACCUGGCCAACCGCUUCAAGGAGUUUGGGAAGGAGAUGGUGAAGCUGAACUAUGUGGCAGCCCGCAGACAGCAGGAGCUGAAAGACCCCCAGUGCAGAGAUGAGAUGGCAGCCGCCCGCGGGGCCCUCAAGAAAAACGCCACCAUGCUGUACACGGCCUCACAGGCUUUCCUGCGCCACCCCGACGUGGCGGCCACACGCGCCAACCGAGAUUACGUGUUCAAGCAGGUCCAGGAGGCCAUCGGGGGCAUCUCCAGCGCCGCCCAGGCCACUUCGCCCACCGACGAGAAGCACGGCCAUGCCGGCAUCGGAGAGCUGGCUGCUGCCCUCAACGAGUUCGAUAACAAGAUCAUCCUGGACCCCCUGACGUUCAGCGAGGCCCGCUUCCGGCCCUCUCUGGAGGAGCGCUUGGAGAGCAUCAUCAGCGGCGCCGCGCUAAUGGCCGACUCCUCCUGCACGCGCGACGACCGCCGCGAACGCAUCGUGGCCGAGUGCAACGCCGUCCGACAGGCCCUUCAAGACUUGUUGAGCGAGUACAUGAACAACACUGGCAGGAAAGAGAAAGGAGACCCGCUGAACUCCGCCAUUGACAAAAUGACCAAAAAGACACGGGACCUGCGCAGACAGUUGAGGAAGGCGGUUAUGGACCACAUCUCGGACUCUUUCCUGGAGACCAACGUCCCUCUGCUGGUGCUCAUUGAAGCAGCUAAGAGUGGAAAUGAGAAGGAGGUCAAGGAGUACGCCCAGGUGUUCCGCGAACACGCCAACAAGCUGGUGGAGGUGGCGAACCUGGCUUGCUCCAUCUCCAACAAUGAAGAGGGCGUGAAGCUGGUGCGGAUGGCGGCCACCCAAAUCGACAGCCUAUGUCCACAGGUCAUCAACGCCGCCCUCACUCUGGCCGCCCGCCCCCAAAGCAAGGUGGCCCAGGACAACAUGGACGUCUUCAAGGAUCAGUGGGAGAAGCAAGUGCGCAUCCUCACCGAGGCGGUGGACGACAUCACCUCCGUGGAUGAUUUCCUGUCUGUGUCAGAGAACCACAUCCUUGAAGACGUCAACAAAUGUGUAAUUGCUCUGCAAGAGGGGGAUGUGGACACUCUUGACCGGACCGCUGGAGCCAUCCGAGGCCGAGCCGCUCGUGUGGUCCACAUCAUUAACGCCGAGAUGGAGAACUACGAGCCGGGGGUCUACACCGAGCGCGUGCUGGAGUCCAUCAAGCUCCUGUCUGAGACUGUCAUGCCCCGUUUUGCCGAGCAAGUGGAGGUAGCCAUCGAGGCGCUGAGCACGAACCCUCCGCAGGCCUUUGAAGAGAAUGAGUUCAUCGACGCGUCGCGUCUGGUGUACGAUGGCGUCCGCGACAUCAGGAAAGCUGUUCUCAUGAUAAGGACACCAGAGGAGCUGGAAGAUGACUCCGACUUUGAACAGGAAGACUAUGAUACUCGCAGCAGGACCAGUGUCCAGACUGAAGAUGACCAGCUUAUUGCUGGACAGAGUGCCCGGGCCAUCAUGGCACAGCUCCCCCAGGAGGAGAAGGCCAAGAUCGCCGAGCAGGUGGAGAGUUUCAGGCAGGAGAAAUGCAAGCUGGACGCGGAGGUCGCCAAGUGGGACGACAACGGCAACGACAUCAUCGUGCUCGCCAAGCAGAUGUGCAUGAUCAUGAUGGAGAUGACGGAUUUCACCAGAGGCAAAGGCCCCCUGAAGAACUCCUCAGAUGUGAUCAAUGCGGCUAAGAAGAUUGCUGAGGCCGGUUCCAGGAUGGACAAAUUGGCCCGCGCUGUUGCAGAUCAGUGCCCAGAUUCGGCGUGCAAGCAGGAUCUGCUUGCCUACCUGCAGAGAAUUGCUCUGUACUGCCAUCAGCUCAACAUCUGCAGCAAGGUGAAAGCGGAGGUCCAGAACUUGGGCGGAGAGCUCAUUGUGUCCGGGCUGGAUAGCGCCACCUCUCUGAUCCAAGCCGCCAAGAACCUCAUGAACGCCGUGGUGCUGACGGUAAAGGCCUCGUAUGUAGCGUCCACUAAGUACCAGAAGGUGUACGGGACGGCGGCGGUCAACUCGCCCGUGGUGUCCUGGCGCAUGAAGGCCCCCGAGAAGAAGCCCCUGGUGAAGAGGGAGAAGCCCGAGGAGUGCCAGACGCGCGUACGGCGAGGCUCCCAGAAGAAACACAUCUCCCCCGUCCAGGCCCUCAGCGAAUUCAAGGCCAUGGACUCCUUCUAAGGAAGACAAAAAAAAGAAAAAAAAAAAAAAAAAGAUGUAACGCCCAAGAAAAACAACGAAACAGUGACGAGUUGUUGAAAAAGUACCUUUUUACAUUGUGUUGACCCACCUCUGUUUGCCCCAGUGUGUGCUUGGUGACACCUCAGGAGACGUUCAGUAUGUGUCAAACUGCCCCCCCGCUGUGGCUCCUGGGAACUCUGUGGCCCCCGAGGCCCACAGGCCGCCGCCGGCACACACCCAAAAGUAUUUAUCAACCUUAUUGUAGCUUAUUAUGUGAGAAAGCCAAACUGUGUCACAAACACGACUACUUAUGAAACGAUGGGAUUUAAAAAAAAAACAAAACAAAAAAAAAGAAACAUAUCAGGGGAAGAUGAGUGGCAUUGUGGGUAAAAAGAAACAAAAAAUGAAAAAUAAAAAAAAAACCCAGAUGAGGCAGUUGAUAUUCUAGCUAUAUCAUUAACGUGCUACUGAAUGGCUGCUUGUAUACACACAUAAACUUAAAGUGAAGAUCCUGAACGGUUCAACAGAGAAUUCUCCAGGGACGAUAUCAGUGUUGGUAUGAUCCCUCUUGAUAUUUUUUUUUUUUUUUUUUCAAUUUGAAUGUUAACAUGUAGAAAUAGGAAUAACUUAUGUUAAAGAUACCUGGAAGUGUCAGCAUCCGAGUAGUUUCCUUGUUCCUGAUGAUUAUAAUGAUAAUAAUCCAUAUGGUGUUUUUUACCAAAGCACACUUAUGGUCUAUUGUAUUGCCUUUUUGAAACCCUUUUAUUUAAUGAUUAUCACUAACUAUGAUGACCUUGUUUGGAAGUCGUGUAGCGUAUCAUAUAGACGGAGAGGUUUGAGUAGUCGUGGUUUGCUCAGAGAA